AUGAGGAAGAUAAGAACACCCGAACAAUUUCCGUCAGUCGUAACUCUUCUAGCGGAAUCAUACAAUCCACAUGUUCGAUGUGGAGCAGCUAUGGCACUUGGUUUGGCAUGUGCCGGUACAGGAAAUCGAGAAGCUAUUGCUGUUCUUGAGCCAAUGUUGAACGACGCCGUGAAUUACGUUCGACAAGGUGUUCUAAUCGCAUCUGCUCUUAUUUGUAUUCAACAUACUGAAGCAACAUGUCCAAAAGUGAAAAUGUUUCGUGAACAUUAUAUGAAAGUAAUUGGUGAUAAACAUGAUGAUGUGAUGGCUAAAUUUGGUGCCAUCUUAGCUCAUGGUAUUCUCGAUGCAGGUGGUCGAAACGUAACAGUCUCGUUAUUGACACGUAGUGGUCAAACUGAUACAAUGUCGGUUGUUGGUCUCCUUGUUUUCACUCAAUUUUGGUAUUGGUUUCCAUUGAGUUUAUUUCUUUCCUUGGGAUUUUCACCAACAUGUUUAGUAACAUUGAAUCAAGACCUGAAAAUGCCAAAUGUGGAUUAUGUAUCGAAUGCACCACCAUCCGUAUUCGCUUAUCCGCCCGCGCUUGUGGAUAAAAAGGAAGAAAAGAAGGAAAAAGUUGAAACAGCUGUCUUAUCCAUUACAGCUAAACAGAAGAAACGUGAUUUGGAAAAGAAAGGCGAGAAGUCCGAUGAAGCUACAGCCAUGGAAACUGAUUCGGAAGCACAAAAGGCGGCAAAUACUAAUGCAGCUACUGGUGCUACUACUGAUGAUGAUAAGGAAAAGGUGACGACAGCAGACAAGAAAGAUGACACCGCUAAUAAAAAGGAAAAGGAACCCGAUUCGGAAAUUCUUCAUAAUCCAACGCGUGUCGUCAAAGCUCAACAACGUUUAAUUUCAUUACCGAAAGGUUCACGAUAUCAACCAAUCAAAGAUAUCACACAUGGCGGAAUUAUUCUCGUUAAAGAUACACAAUCGAAUGAACCAGAAACCUUAGUCGAAUUAGCCAAAGCUGGUGGACCAACAAAAGAGGAAGAUUUACCAGAACCAUCACCACCUGAACCAUUUGAAUAUCGAGACGAAUAA
Molecule: messenger RNA, 1080 nt
Organism: Adineta ricciae
Lineage: Eukaryota; Metazoa; Rotifera; Eurotatoria; Adinetida; Adinetidae
Source: the annotation of a GenBank genome assembly